AUGCGUGCGAUCCAUCUCUGCCCCUCGGUGCUGAGAGGGGCAAAAAAAAAAGGAUCAACGAUCGCGUCUCCACCGGAGAGCGACUCCGUGCGACGCCGACCCCCUCCUCGCGACACAGUGAUCACCGUGACCCGCGUGGAGUCAUGUGAGAUCGGGAGACCGGACGAGGUGGUCUCGAGUGAUCCAUCGCGGCCGACCCACGGUAUGGGGAUACAUAAGAAGCGCAACAAGUCCCCGCUUCCGCUGCGGAAAAAGUCCCCCGAAGUCGACACGACGACCCUCGCGACAAUGACGACGAACGCAACGAACGUGACGAAUCACGGCAGCCACCCGCAAGGGAAAUUGCCGCGGACGUUGAGCACGUCUGUGUUGCGGGUGAAAACUCGUAGCACCUUCUGGGAACGGUUCUGGCCCGAACGAUAUGGCCGACAGGGGUGA
This is a messenger RNA of Darwinula stevensoni, 438 nucleotides long. The record is from the annotation of a GenBank genome assembly. Lineage: Eukaryota; Metazoa; Arthropoda; Ostracoda; Podocopida; Darwinulidae.